CACAAGAUGAAAUUCAAUCUCACCCGCGUCAUAUCUUCAAGAGCACCCGACGGGAGGUUGGUUGUUGAACGGGUACCAGUACUAUGAAUGGAGACAAAGACAAGAUUGGGCAAAUGCAUUUUCACUUGUCUACUGCAAGUGAUCAAUAUUCCCUCAUCUGUCACUGGUGAUGGUGAUCGCUGCAGCGUCUUGUGGUCGACAUGCGUCUGUUGGGCGCAUACCCGGCACGCUUGUGGCACAAUAAUGACCACUUAGAAUAGGCCACCCUAGUCCCAUUCUUUCUAGCGUGGCCAGCUGUGCCACUUGGGUGGAUGUAGGUGGACCAAAAUAACCAGCCCCUUGCCUUUUUUGGUGUACGCAUAUGUAGGAUAUCCCAUUUCUACUGGAGGUGUGGGCCGCGGGAUUGGCAACGAAGGGUGCAAGAUGAGUACGUGGGUGUAAGACUUAUGAGUGGCACAGCGUGAGAAAAUGGGCAUAUCACCAAGUGUCGGGUGUUUAGAAGUGCGAAGCUUCUUCUGGCUUUCCCACCUCACUUCUUCCUCUGCUCCUUACCCCAGAUCCUCCUGGUCGACACUCGCGAUCUCUUGUCGAUACCCCGAGCGCCAGGCACAAUGGUUUCCCAGCAAGAACUAGAUGCGAUUGUUGACGACCAUGCCAGUCUCAAAAAGAUCACUCUUAAAGUCACAGUGGGCGUCUUCUUUGCCUUGUCCAUCCUGUCGGUAGUUGCAAGAGUAGCCAUCCGCCUCAAGACGCUGAGGCGAUUAUCUUUGGAUGAUUAUCUCUUGUUUAUGGCAGCCACAGCCCUAACGGUGACAACCGGCCUGCUUCUUCACAGCUGCGACCGCAUCUAUCUCUCGGCCGCGCUCCAAAAAGACCCAGCACUAGCCUUUCUAAUUAGUUCGGAGCUCUUGAUGGACCUUCUGAAUCAUGCAACACAGCAGUUUCACACCUUCCUCAUCCUUGCAUGGACCGCAAUCUUCUUCGUCAAAUUCUCCUUUCUCGCCUUCUUCCGGCAAUUGAUCUGGAAGACAAGGGUCCAACGCUAUUACUGGGCCGUAGUAGGGAUCACCAUCGUCUCGUACCUUUUCUUUGUGGCAGAGCCAUUUAUUCUGUGUUCCGAAUUUGGGAUUAAGGCUCUUUCCUGUUUUUCUCCUUCAAAAAACAUCCUCUACAUAUCUCUGACCGGCGUCGUGACCGGCCUGGACGCAACCACCGACCUCAUGAUUGUUAGUAUCCCAAUCAUUAUUCUCUACCAAGCAAAGAUCCGGACCCGACAAAAGGUGGCCCUUGGGAUGUUUCUCUGCCUGUCCUUGGUCAUGGUGUGUAUUGCCAUCACAAGGGCCAGCAAAAUUAAAGGAGCACAGGGCAUCGAUAUCCCGUGGGAGUUCUUCUGGCAGUUCAUGGAAGCCACUAUCGCAGUGCUAAUGGGCUCGUUGACUGUUUUCCGCACCUUACUCGCAUUUCAAACGAACAAGAAUUCAGAAGAGCGGAAAGGAGCGGCAGGCCCGAGCCCUAAAUCGCGAGCUUUGUUUUCCUUUCACGAACGCAUGAGGCGAUGGCGGGAAAAAAGGGCACAGCAUAGUGACGAGGAGUCUCUCAGCGACCUCCCGCAGAUCCCAAGUGCUACUAUGUCGGGAAUGCGUACCUUUAUACGGCGCAAUAACCGUGAUGAGGGCCUUGAAACUUCGGCUGGCACCGUGAGAGUCCUCUCGCAGAACGACACACUGGCCGAGAAAUUCGAUGCCUCUUCGCACCACCGUGUCGCUGUGACACCCAACAAGCAAGAUGACCAUCGCGUCGACUCUCGACAGGGCAACGGGGUAUCGUGGCCUUUGCCAAGCUCUGGAUAUGUGCUCAUAUCGACUGAAAUCAGACAAGAACAGUUAACCACGGAGAGGGACGAGCUACACUCAUCCCAUAUGACCAGCCUGGCUGGUUCAACAGUCCAAGGGGACUGGGAGAGCACUUAUCGCGAAAGCGGUCAGCCUGGAUCUGUGUAUCGGGAUAGCCGCCAGUACACCUACAACCCGCAGAUGUCGCGAUAGCCUACGAUGAAUAACAAUGAGGCGACGGUUGGCAACCCCGUUGCGUGGAAGCAUGUGGCCCCAAUGAGUCCUAUUCGACCGAGAUCGAGGAGCUAAAGGCGUGGACUCCGAGAGCUUAUAAUAAAGAUGUGUGGCAAGCUCAGAUACUGCCCGGGUGGCCUGCAGUAAUAGCUGUAAUAGGAUGGCGAAGGACGCAGGGGGGCCAAAAUACCUACCUCGGUACUUUCUCGCGGAUCGCAAGGGGCGGAAUUCUCAGGCAUUGGCUGGCAGCUAUCGACUGUGAUAGCGGAUGAUUUAGCGCGGGAUGAGGCAUUGGAGUCAUGCAAGAAAGCAUCAUCCCCCGUGAUGAUCGCCUUCUCGUUCUGAAUGAGAACCGGAACGGUCGUGGGGCAGUGACGCCCGGGUCAUGAACAUGGCUAAUACUGCAUUGUGCCAAAGCGUUGAUAUCAAUUUAGAUAAACACAUACAUAGACCGUACAUACAAGGCAGACAGCUAUUUUACUUAUUUAUUGCUCAGUAUAUUUAAAUCAUCUUCACGCUUACUGCACCA
Podospora bellae-mahoneyi is the source of this 2595-nucleotide messenger RNA. RefSeq lists its product as uncharacterized. The record is from RefSeq and is a predicted model, not a curated record. NCBI's taxonomy places the organism in Eukaryota, Fungi, Ascomycota, Sordariomycetes, Sordariales, Podosporaceae. The coding region runs from base 612 to 2045 and encodes 477 amino acids. The transcript is spliced from 3 exons.